AUGCCGUCACUCCUCAGCAUCCCGCUCGAACUCCGCGAGGCCAUCCUCGAGCUCGCACUGUGCACUCCGUCCUCUCCGCCCGCAAGAUCCGAGCUAGAGGCACGAAAACCAGAAACGGCGGAGCGCGAGCAUGAGAGCAUGGCGUGGAGCUUCGGGUAUACAAACACACUGUAUGAGGAUGACCGGGCGUAUUCGAUCACCGGCUUGCCUCUCCUUCUGGUGAACCGCCAGCUUUCGGCUGAGACCAAGUAUGUACUUGCUCGCAUGCGCAAGUCUCUUACCUACCAUCUCGACGUGGUGUUGAUGGACGAGCGCUACGUCUUGCCGACAUGGCUUUGUGUCCCGACUCUUUCCGACCAUGUCGAGAAUGUGGUCGCAACAAUUCGAGUUCUGGGGCUAUACAAAAGAAAGGAGUACCGUUAUCAUUCUUUUGCUGGCGGUGACGGAGGCCCACCUCAUAUUGUCUGGUGCUUCUACGCUUUGCUAGAGCGCUUCUUCAAAUACGGCCCCGUCAACGCUACAACCCCAAAGAAAGAGAGGAGAACUAUCGUUCAAAAUUUGGUGUUGAACUUCGUUGACACGGAUGAUACUAGAAAUGACCCUCACUUACGACAAAUCCUUUCUAAGGACCUGAUGUUCCACCACUGGUACGAGCCUCGGCGUCCAUUCUGCGACGGCGUUGAAAACCCCUGGUUGAGAGAUUGCUACCUGCGUCCAGAAUGGUUCGCCUAUUUCCUAGGGAUUGAGUUGAUGACCUUCCUCACGAUCCGGAGUGUAGUCAUGACAUAUGGGGAUUUCAUGUUUGAACAGGCUGCGAUGGUUGAACUCCAUAUAAAUGGCAAAUUCUACACCUGUAUUGAUAUCACCAAGAGAUUGGUCAAAUACGACGGGGAAGACUACUUGGACUGGAAAAUGCGGACCAUGGAAAAGCGCAAAAAGGCAGGACUUCCGCUCACUUACCGCCGUGAGUCUGAGAUGGGCAAUGACCCAGCUUUCCGACAGUGGUUUGGGUUCGUCAACGAUUGA
Ophidiomyces ophidiicola is the source of this 1026-nucleotide messenger RNA. RefSeq lists its product as uncharacterized. NCBI's taxonomy places the organism in Eukaryota, Fungi, Ascomycota, Eurotiomycetes, Onygenales, Onygenaceae. The coding region runs from base 1 to 1026 and encodes 341 amino acids. The transcript has a single exon. The record is from RefSeq and is a predicted model, not a curated record.